Messenger RNA from Didymodactylos carnosus, 1730 nucleotides. The record is from the annotation of a GenBank genome assembly. Lineage: Eukaryota; Metazoa; Rotifera; Eurotatoria; Philodinida; Philodinidae.
GUGGUACAGUUGCAAUAUUUCACCCAUAUUUUACUGUUUUCGAAACAUAAAUGCACUUAAGCAGCGUUCCACGGGGAAAUAUAAGCAUUUGAAAAUAUUUCUUUUAAUAUGAAUUUUAUUUGGACAAGUUAGAGUAGCUUCUACAGAAAAUUAGCUAAAUCAUGCUAAGAUACAAUUAGAUCGUAAAAUGACACAAAUUUAUUAAACUAUUAUUUAAAGCGGAAUUUGUCUAAUUUUUUUUGUUUCCGUUCUUUUUUUAGAAAAGUGUCUGUCACUGCUGAUUUUCAUUCGAAAUAGAAGAUCAUAAUCUUUCAUUUGGGUUUCAUGUUGCAUAAUUGACAGUGGUCUUGCAUUAUGUGACGGAGUUUAAGAGACUUUUUGACUCUCUAGACAUUGACUGGAGACGCAAGAAACGGUCAGUGAAGCUAGGCUCAUUCAUUUGUGUGAAACACAUAAAAAGAAAGUAAUCAUCGAAACGGAAGUAGCAAAAGAAACUCUGUAUUUUAUCACAUAAAUAUUCAGUCAAUAUACACCUGUACGAUUGAGAUGAAUGAGGUUGAUGCAUUGUAAUGAUUGAGAAUUUUAUUCAGUUAUACGAGUUGUAAAAUCAUUAAAACUCGAAUUUUCUUUUGUUGUUCACGCUAUUUUAUUUACUUCUAGGUGAUCAUUCAUCCGAUAAAAAACAAUCAACACAAUAUGUUCGAAACGUUCAUCAGGAAACUCAAUCUCUUCUAUCCAGUCCGAUUCCUUUCGAAACGGCCGAUUAUCUGAGUGUAAAUGAGAUAACUGACGAUGAAGUUGAUGAAAAGCCGUUGAACAAAUAUUUCUAUUUUGAUACAACAAAAGAUGAUCAAACUACUACAACUAUUUCAUCGUCUGAUGCUCCAACUUCUACAAAUGAUUCAACUCGUACUCAUUAUUUAUAUACCAGAGAUCAAACAAUGGGAAAUGUUGGUCAAUUAAUCACAACGUCGCUUUGUGAAAACCGAUUUCCUGUAACAGAAAACGAAGAAAAUAACGACGAAAAAACCAAACAGCAUCAUCAAAACAAUCGCCAUCACUUUCAAUCCCAUCAAACUUUUAAUUUUCCCGCAUUAAAUCAACCACAAACAAUUAGAACUGUACCCAGUGAAUUAACAAUUGUUAGUGAAAUCAUUUCACCUUCACCGCCUCCAGUAUUAUCAAAAACAAGAAAAAUAAAAAAUCCAUCUAUCAUUGAUAGUGGUACUACGCGAAGUGGUCGUUAUCGAAAGAAAAUAACAGCGCCUGUGCGUCCGCCACUUGGCUAUUCAAAACCACCACCGGAUUUCAGUAGUGACGAUGAUUGUAACGAUGAUGAAAUUGAUUAUUCACCAGUCUUUGCUCCAGGAAAACGUCCUGUUGAUGUUGGCCCACAGAAUAUGAUGAAUGAAUCGACUGAAUUUGAACCAGGUGAAAAAUAUCUUCAUUAUGUUGUACAUCAUCAUCGACUGCCAUCAUUUGAUCCAAACCCAACAUUAUUCGAUUUAUCAUUAUUGGAUAAUAUCAAGAACGAUGACGAAGACGAUAAUUAUUCGGUGGUUGUCGAUCCAUUAAGUUUAAGUUCUUCAUCGUCUACUACUAAUUUCAACAAUGGAAGUUACAUUUAUAAUUAUUAUCCAUCUUUAUCUUCCACAACAUGUUCAAAUAUUAUUAGCACAUCAACAUCUACAUCGAUAAAUGCAACGAAUAAUAAAAUAACACGAUUAUAA